AGAUCAACAAUAGAUUAUGUACUGGUACAACGCAUUAGCAUACGGACUCAUUCGUCCGGUCCGUCAAGGGUAAGAUCCGUCCAAGGUUGCAGCUUCACAGUAUGGAAGAGGACAGUCCGGAAGAGUUUCUUGCAGAGUUCAAGGAGAAACAUCUAGGUGCUUGGGGAAUUGUCCAGAUAACUGCUGGCACAGGGCUAGCUGUCUAUGCCAUGUGGGCAGGGGUUCUCAUGCCGGGAUUUCGAAAAGUCCCUCUGAGGUUACAGGUGCCCUAUCUCCCCGCCAGCAAGAAACAAGUGCGGAAUGUGAUGGCACUGCUGAGUGGUCGACAUGGUAACCUUGUGGACUUGGGCUCCGGUGAUGGCAGGAUUGUGCUGGAAGCACACAAACACGGCUUUGGUCCCACAGUAGGAUACGAACUCAACCCCUGGUUAGUUCGUCUAGCUAACUUCCACGCAUGGAGAGCAGGCCAUUAUGGGAAGGUGUCGUAUCGGCAGGAAGACCUCUGGAAGGUGGACCUUACUGAGUGUAAGAAUGUUACUGUGUUUUUGGCCCCCAGCGUGCUCUCUUUAUUGCAGGAGAAGAUGGAGGCUGAGCUUCCAGAUGACGCCCUGGUCGUAGCCGGUAGGUUUCCCUUCACUGAGUGGACUCCAUGCAGGAUUGAAGGAGAUGGUGUAGACAGAGCUUGGGCCUAUACCAUGCAGGCCCAAAGACUGCCAGCAGGGAAUGCUGUGCUACCUGUACCUAAAGAGUUGAAAUCACCAGUUUGAACUGAAAGUGAGAGAACCAAGUAACUGUGGGGACCAGGAAGACAUGAGACAUAAGCAUGAGCAUUUGUAUGAUGGAAGAAACCAUUGGUAGUCUGAGGAGGAGGGACAAAACAUUUUCAUCUACAUGGGUUGACACAAGUUGCUGACUGAGACCCACUCCUCAUAGUGUUGAAUUGGUAGUUAGGGACCUUUUCUCAAUUGGAUUUUCUCAAUUCCUUGCCUCCGUCCUCUCCUCGCCUUUUGAAAACAACAGCUGUUUCAAAGGGGGUGUGGUUGAUUUCAAAACUCUUAGAAUUGAGAAAAGACCAGGGAGUGAGAUGCCGUCUGAGUAUAUGAACCUGUCAACAGAAACUACCAAGCACAUGGUACAAUCUUUAAAAACUAUACCUCUUCCACAUUUUGUUACGUUACAGCCUUAUUCUAAAAUUGAUUAAAUAAAAACAUGUCCUCUUCAAUCUACACACAAUACCCCAUAAAGACAAAGCAAAAACAGGUUUUAGAAAUUUUAGUAAAUUUAUUCAAAAUAAAAACCAGAUAACUUAUAAACAUAAGUAUUCAGUCCCUUUGCUAGGAAACAUGAAAUUGAGCAAAGGUGCAUCUUGUGUCCAUUGAUCAUCCCUGAGAUGUUUCUACAUCUUGAUUGGAGUCGACCUGUGGUAAAUUUAAUUGAUUGGACAUGAUUUGGAAAGGUACACACCCGUCAAUGAACUC
This is a messenger RNA of Oncorhynchus tshawytscha (Chinook salmon), 1478 nucleotides long. RefSeq names its product adenine nucleotide translocase lysine methyltransferase (gene antkmt). Gene Ontology annotation, cellular component: mitochondrion. The transcript is spliced from 6 exons. NCBI's taxonomy places the organism in Eukaryota, Metazoa, Chordata, Actinopteri, Salmoniformes, Salmonidae. Gene Ontology annotation, biological process: positive regulation of proton-transporting ATP synthase activity, rotational mechanism; peptidyl-lysine trimethylation; regulation of mitochondrial ATP synthesis coupled proton transport. The record is from RefSeq and is a predicted model, not a curated record. The coding region runs from base 102 to 767 and encodes 221 amino acids. Gene Ontology annotation, molecular function: protein-lysine N-methyltransferase activity.